Messenger RNA from Egretta garzetta (little egret), 2687 nucleotides. It is a transcript of the gene TRAPPC12, whose product is annotated as trafficking protein particle complex 12. Gene Ontology annotation, cellular component: Golgi apparatus; TRAPP complex. The record is from RefSeq and is a predicted model, not a curated record. The transcript has 11 exons. Gene Ontology annotation, molecular function: protein binding. NCBI's taxonomy places the organism in Eukaryota, Metazoa, Chordata, Aves, Pelecaniformes, Ardeidae. The coding region runs from base 275 to 2608 and encodes 777 amino acids.
AGCAGGAGAGCAAAUACGGUUUUGCCCCUGCUUAGUGGGAGGCCUUUGCUCUUUAAUGCCAAUAUUUUUGCGACUACAGAAAAGAUAAACCCUUUUUCGUUAUUAGUUUGUUCUGUGCUAGGUGGAAGAUAUCAAAUAGUGAAACAGCUAUAUUUUUAAAGCAAGAUUUUCAGUAUUUGUGUGAUACUUAGGAGUUUCAGGGUGGCACCUGAGGAAUACCCAAGUAAUAAAACUAAUACUUGUUGUGGUGGGGAUUUUUCCUUCAUCAGCUACCAUGGAGAAUAAUGAAAGUAAUGCGAAGGAUGCGAAGAGCACUUCUGAUGAAGAUGAGAGUGGAGGCAUAGUUCAACACAAAACUCAGGAAGAAAUUCUCUUUCAUGAGGAAACCAUUGAUCUUGGUGGAGAUGAAUUUGAGUCUGAAGGGAAUGAAACUGUAUCAGAAGAUUCAAAUAAUUUUGUAGAUAAACUUAAUGAUCAAAUGAUGGAGAGUGUAAUUAUUUCAGAUUCUCCAAACAACAGUGAAGAUGACACAGGUGAACUUGGUUGUUUGCAAGAGAUCGUAGAACAAAUGGAAGCUAAAGAUAAUCAAAAACCACAAGCAGAAGUGGAUAAAGAGUUUUUAAGUAAUGAGAGUGAAACUGAACAUGAAGAAACACCCAAAGACAUUUCUGAGAUUGGAACAGAUGAUCAGGCAUCUCUAAAGGAAGAAUCCAUUCAGGAAGCAGUGAAGGAGGAACCUCAGUUGGGACACAACACUCCUGUUGAAACAAAACCAAAUAAUAUUCAUGAAAGCAAACCUGAAGACCGGAUAUCUUCACCCACUACUAGCAAACCGUCUCCCAAGGCUGAGCCUAUUCCUGUGUGUACCAUCUUCAGUCAAGCAAACAAUGCAAAUACCCAGCCACAGUUGUUCCUACCUGAUGGGUUUCAGCCUCAGAUGGUUAAAUCUCCCAGUUUUAGUAGUAUAAUUGAGACUCCAGUGAAGUCUAAUCCACAGGUGGUUCAACCAAGUCCUAGUCUAAGCAAGUUCUUUGGCGAUACUGUUAACACUAAUACUUUAGCUUCUGAUUUUUUUGAUUCGUUUACCACAUCCAAUUUUAUUUCUGUUAGUAACCCCAAUGCAAGCUCUUCUGUUCCAGAACAGAUGUCCUCUCUUUCUAAUGGUGGAGACAGUUCUUGUGCUUCAUCGAAACCUACUUUCUCUGCGGAAAAUGGGAGACGUGAGGCAGGCGGUCCUCCAUCAUCUCUGGAAAUAACUCAAUCCCCUAAGCCCUUCUCACAAAUCCAAGCUGUUUUUUCUGGGAGUGAUGACCCAUUUGCCACAGCCUUAAAUAUGAGUGAACUAGACAGAAGAAAUGAUGCUUGGCUUCCUAGUGAGGAAACCAGGAAUGUUCUAAUUUCAGUUGCCACACAACAAUACAGCACUGUGUUCAUAGAUAAAGAGAAUCUCACCAUGCCUGGAUUAAAAUUUGAUAAUAUCCAGGGAGAUGCAGUAAAAGACUUAAUGCUUCGCUUCUUGGGGGAACAAGCUGCGGUGAAGAGACAAGUUUUAAACGCCAACUCUGUAGAACAGUCAUUUGUAGGCUUGAAACAGCUAAUUAGCAGUAAAAACUGGAGAGCAGCAGUUGACUUGUGUGGGCGGCUUCUAACUGCACAUGGUCAAGGCUAUAAAAAAAGUGGACUACCUACUAAUCAUACAACAGAUUCUUUACAGCUGUGGUUUGUGAGACUAGCACUGCUGGUAAAACUGAAUCUAUUCCAAAAUGCAGAAAUGGAAUUUGAACCGUUUGGAAAUUUAGACCAGCCUGAUCUUUAUUAUGAAUAUUACCCUCAUGUAUACCCUGGACGAAAAGGUUCUAUGGUUCCUUUCUCCAUGCGGAUUUUACAUGCUGAACUUCCUCAGUACCUAGGUAAUCCUCAGGAAUCACUUGAUAGACUGCAUAGCAUGAAGAUAAUCUGCGCCAAGAUAUUAGAAAAUUUGGAACAAGGCUUAGCUGAAGACGGAAGUAUGACUAACAUUACACAGGAGAACAGACAAGCCUCUGUUCAGCUGUGGAGGUCACGUCUGGGCCGGGUGAUGUACUCCAUGGCAAACUGUCUGCUAAUGAUGAAGGACUACGUGCUUGCUGUAGAUGCUUAUCACACCGUCAUCAAAUAUUACCCACAGCAAGAGCCUCAGCUGUUGAGUGGAAUUGGAAGGAUUUUCCUUCAGAUUGGAGACAUAAAAACUGCAGAAAAAUACUUUCAAGACGUUGAGAAAGUGACUCACAAAUUGGAUGGACUACAGAGCCAAAUUAUGGUUUUAAUGAACAGAGCAUUUCUCCACCUUGGUCAGAAUAAUUUUGCAGAAGCUCAUCGAUUUUUCACAGAAAUUUUAAGGAUCGACUCAUCGAAUGCUGUGGCUAAUAACAAUGCUGCUGUUUGUCUUCUUUAUCUGGGAAAACUGAAGGAUUCCCUCCGGCAGUUGGAAGGAAUGGUUCUCUUCAACUUGACAACUAUGUACGAACUGGAGUCAUCUCGCAGUAUGCAGAAGAAGCAAGCCCUUCUAGAGGCUGUAGCUGUCAAAGAGGGCGAUAGCUUUAAUACUCAGUGUCUCAAGUUAGGAUAGAUCAUUUCCAAGUAAUCUUUUCCAGCAAGGCUGAUUUUUUUAAAGUGUAUAUACUCUUGCUAAUGUGUAAAUGUGAAAU